Molecule: messenger RNA, 798 nt
Organism: Pyricularia pennisetigena
Lineage: Eukaryota; Fungi; Ascomycota; Sordariomycetes; Magnaporthales; Pyriculariaceae
Exons: 4
Coding region: 1-798 (265 amino acids)
Molecular function (GO): O-methyltransferase activity
Source: RefSeq, a predicted model, not a curated record
AUGAGCACCACCCUGAAUGCCAAAGACUUCAAAGGCGUGGCCUACGCCGAACAGGAGGAAGUAUACUUCAACGAUGGCCGUGAAAAGGAACUCUUGGAAUAUGUGCUGAACCACCCAUCAGUGUCAGAAAUCAGGGGUCAACCACAAAGGGUGCUGGAAGCGAUUGAUGAGUUUGGCCGUAACCAGAAAUACCUGAUGAACGUUGGAGAGUACAAAGGCAGAACAGUCCGCGAGAUCAUCCAAAAGAACAAACCAGCCACCAUGGUAGAGCUGGGAGGGUACGUCGGCUACUCGGCUGUUGCCUUUGCGGCUGCUGCCAAAGAAGCCGGGGGCGAGCGGUACAUCAGUAUCGAACACAACCCCGAGUUUGCCCACGUCAUCGAGGAGAUGGUUAAGCUCGCUGGGCUGCAGGACUUUGUAACCGUUGUGGUGGGCGGCAGCUCGGAGGCGUUGAGGAGGUUGCACGGUAACGGGACGCUCAAGCAUAUUGAUCUGCUGUUCCUGGAUCAUCUCAAGCCGCUUUAUACGCCUGAUCUGAAGCUCUGUGAGGAACUGGAACUCGUUGGGCCUGGCACCGUCCUCGUUGCUGACAAUGUUGUCAAGCCUGGCAAUCCGCCAUAUUUGAAAUAUGUCCGAAGCACCGUCGCUGAGAAACGCGAUGCAAUGUCCAAGGUCAUGGACACGGACGCCAAGGGCAAUCCAAACCUGGUAUACGAAAGCGAGUUUGUAGAAGGCUGGGAGCCCAGCGGGGUACCCGAUGCUCUGGAGGUUACGCAUUGUGUUGGCAUUCAGAGCUAA